Terrapene triunguis (Three-toed box turtle) is the source of this 2269-nucleotide messenger RNA. RefSeq names its product WD repeat-containing protein 49-like. Lineage: Eukaryota; Metazoa; Chordata; Testudines; Emydidae. The record is from RefSeq and is a predicted model, not a curated record. The transcript has 17 exons. Gene Ontology annotation, molecular function: protein binding. Bases 1 to 1800 code for a protein of 599 amino acids.
AUGAAUUUGAAACUGCUUACUAUUGACCUGUUCUUAUUAAAUUUCAGCCGACCAACAGGCAUGCUCAGAAGCCACACAGCGCCAGUCUGUUACCUCUCCAUAUCUGCAGAAGAUGUGAAAAUAUUUUCCAUAUCCACAGACAACACCAUUAAGAUUUGGGAUAUUGUGGACCAGACCUGUUUAUUUACAGCUUGUUCAAAAACCAGUGGAAUUAAGGGAGAGCUCACUGCUUGCCACUACACCCCAGGCACCAGAUCGCUUUGUGUUGCUGCGGAUACACUUGCACUUCUUCAUCUAAGAUUAAGGCCUCCUCCAGAGCCCCACUUGAUCGUGUCUCAUAAGGAGCCAGUUCUGUGCUGCAAAUACAACAAAGAGUUCAGGCACGUGGUGAGCUGCUCAGAGGGAUCUGUGGUUAAAGUGUGGGAUUUUGAAACAGGAAAGCAUUUAUUUGAGUUUAGUGGUGCUCAUGGAGGUGCUGCAAUAACCUGUUUGACCUUUGAUGUCAGUGGAAGAAGGUUAAUUACAGGAGGAAGAGAUGGAUGCUUGAAAAUAUGGAAUUACAACAAUGGACAUUGUUUGAAUACUUUGAAAAGGGAAGACAAAUUUGCUGAAGUCUGUGACUGCACCUACGUGGAGGUGAACAGAAGCAGGUAUAUCAUAGCUGUUGGAUGGGAUAGAAGAAUAAGCAUGUAUUUUGACUCUGCAGAUGACCUUCAUCACUUUCAGAAACCUCAGCCCUAUUGGCAGGAUGAUAUAAGCAGUGGCCACAAGGAGGAUAUUCUGUGUAUUGCUCAGUGUCCACCUACUCUUCUUGCCACCUCCAGUUAUGAUGGUGAAAUUAUCGUUUGGAAUAUGAUCUCAGGACACAUAUACCGCAAACUUCACACAUCUUUUCCCACUCACUGUGCUGGCACAGAAGCUGUAGACACAAGUAUUACUCAACUCGUAUUUCUGAGGACUCGCGCAGUGAAAUUUGAAUCAACAGCAGCCUCUCUUAUUUCCAAUGGGCCUCAAGGUUCUGUCAACUUCUGGAGUCUGUUCAGUGGAAUCCCCCUUACAGCAAGCUUCAUACCUUCUAGAGUGAAAUCCCACAUCAGCAGUAUUGCUGUCACUGCGGACGAUUCCUUUAUUUAUGCAGCUGACGAUGUUGGAUAUGUGUAUGUCUACAGCAUCAAGGACUAUGCCCUUCAGGACCCAGAGCGAGAACCACCAAAAUAUGUGAAUCAUUGGAGAGCUCAUGUAAAUAUAGUUGUAUCAGUAGAGGUGGUUGAUGAAGAAAAAGUCCUGCUUUCCUCUUCUAUUGAUUGUACCGUUCGUCUGUGGAGUCUGGAUGGAGAGUACAUUGGGACUUUUGGGCAGGCAGAACCAUGGGAAAUUUUCACACCUGCCUCCUGGAAACAUCCCAGGGUUCCCUAUGAAAUCUUGAUAGACCCACAAAGCAUGCCAAUUCACCCCAUGCUAGAAGGAGAGCCACCUGUCUUACAACUCAUAAACACAGAGCCACGUAAUGUAACUCUGGAAAACUCCUUAUCUAAGCAUGAAGUGAGCUAUAACCCCAAACUUCCCCAAGUCACCCAUCCUGACCUGGAUAUCAAAGAGGAAAUCAACCAGCGGUCUUAUGCACAAGCUUUGGGUAAAAGAUUGAAGCAGGAGCAUUACAAGAAGAUAAAGAAACCACUUGCUCCUGGGGGACAGAGUACAUAUCACAUAAUCAACAGCUAUGAAGUUGUCAUUGAAAAGCCUGAUUUGUCUGUUCUUGGCACAGACUACUUUUAUGAAGAAUCAUUAGGGGAAGAUUAGAGCAAUAAUUCUGUAGGUAAACUGAGCACAUGACCAUCUGUCUCUUCAGUGGUAGCAAAGCGGUUUGUUAUUUUUGUUCCUGGUCUAAUUUUUCCUCUGUUGUUUUGACAGAAAUACACUUAAAAUAUGCAGAUGUUUCUUAAUCACUUCUAGACAGUUUAUCCUUCUAAGCUUCCUACUAUAGUGGCUCAUCAGUUAAUUCUAUAGAGCUGGACUUAUGUGGCAUUUAAACAAGAAUUAUAUAAGCACAAAGUGAAACCAGAACAUGACUGUUAAAUAAACAAUUCCCUAUUAACUAGAGCCUGGUGAUAUAAUAGCACUGUGGAGGCAUAGUACAUCUGCACACUUAAGGCCUCAGCAAUCUUGUUUUAGGUCUAGUGAGACUUAUUCAACAUGCUCUCUGGCUUUGGGGGUCUAAGCUAUGGUUGGUGUAUUGCAUAUACUCCUGGGGGACUUCUGCACCAAAAAA